UUUAAUUAUCAUAAGAAAUAUAUCACUUGGAUACUAUUUCAAGCAACAACAAAAAAUAUUAUUCAAUUAAUUGGAUUUAUUUAUUAUUGAAAUUUAUGAAAUUUAAAAAAAAUGAAUAAUACUACUACUAAUACUACUACCAAUACUACUACUACCACUACUGAUAAUAUUCCCUUAAAUAUAACUAAUGAAAAUCAAACAAUACCUUAUCAACUUGAUCCAUUAUCAAAUAAUCAAUUUUUAUUAAAUUUAACUAAAUUAUUUCAUGUAACCAGUAUACCAAUAGCUAUAUUUAUAUUGAUAACAAUAUGUAUAUUAUGUUUCACAUUUAUUAUAUUAUUAAUUUUAUAUAUACGUACAUUUAUACGUAAAAAAUAUAUACCAAAAGUAUAUAAAAAAAGAGAACAACCAAUAUAUAUAGAUGAUAUACCAGGUUUAAUCAAAUGUAAUAAUAAUAAUAAUGAUGAAUUACAUAAUUAUGGCACAAUAGAAUAUUCAUUAAAUUAUAAUUUACAUAAAGAAGAAUUAAAAAUUUGUAUUAUACAAGCAAAUAAUUUAAAAGUACCGAAUGAAAAAGAAACAUUAAAUCCAUAUACAAUAAUUUCAUUUAUUAAAUAUAAAGAUGAUACCCAAUUAAAUAAUCAAUUCCAUAUCAUUAAUCCUAUACAAUUUAUAGAUAAACAAUAUAGAACUAAUAUUAUAUAUAAUUCUAAUAAACCAUGUUGGAAUCAAUCAUUUAUAUAUAAAUUAUCAAUAAAUCAAUUAAAAUUAAUUAUAAUUAUAUUAGAAAUAUUUCAUUAUAAUAAUCAAUAUAUUGAUCAAUUUUUAGGUAGUUUAUUAAUUCCAUUAAAUCAAAUUAAUCAUAGUGAAUAUAUUGGAAAAUUUUAUGAAAAAAUUGAUUGGUUAUCAAUCAAUUCUAUAAUUAAUCCAAUUAAUAUUGGUGAAUUAUGUAUUGGUUUAGGUUAUUAUCCAGAGACAUCACGUAUAGAUUUAUGUAUAUUUGAAAUAAAAAAUUUAAUAUUAAAUAAUAAUAAUAAUAAUAAUACUAUUAAUGAUAAUAAUAAUAAUGAUAAUAAUGAUAAAUGGAACUUUACAAAUUCCUUAGCAACAGAAUUAGAUAUUAUUAUUUAUAUAAAAUAUAAUAAUCAUUUAUUAUAUAAAUAUAAAACACAAUCACGUAAAGAAUUAAUUAAUCCAUAUUUUAAUAAAAAAAUUUCUUUUAAAAUAAAAGAAAAUUAUAUUCAAUAUUUAUCAAUUAUUAUACAAUUAAGACAAAUCAAUAAAUGGUAUAUUAAAAAAUUAAUUGGUGAAGUAUAUAUUAGUUUAAAUGCAUUACAAUUAAAAAGUAUAAAACAUUUUAAUGAAAUUAUAAAAUUACCUAAUCAAUUACAUGUUAAAUGGCAUCCAAUUCAUCCUAUAAUAAAUAAUAAUUAUCAAUCAUUUAUAUUUGAUUGGUUAUGUUUUUGA
Schistosoma spindalis is the source of this 1467-nucleotide messenger RNA. The record is from the annotation of a GenBank genome assembly. Lineage: Eukaryota; Metazoa; Platyhelminthes; Trematoda; Strigeidida; Schistosomatidae.